ACACAGGUGUCUACUAAAACUAUGGCGAGCAACAGCCAGUUAUGUAUUCGUCGCUGGACCACUAAACAUGUGGCCAAAUGGAUGAGAGAAGAAGGGUUUUUUGACCUUGUAGAUCUCCUGUGUAACAAACACCGAUUAGAUGGCACAGCUUUGAUGGCACUAACAGAGUAUGACUUGCGCUCUCCACCAUUGGAAAUUAAAGUUCUUGGUGACAUCAAGCGUCUUAUGCUUUCUAUUCGGAAACUGCAGAAGCAGCAUGCCAGCGUCCUAGAGGAAAUGGGAUUGAGUGUGGAGGCAAGUCCUGGAACCCCCAGCCUCAGUGCACCAGCUAGUCCAGACUGGUUGUGUAAUGGAGAACUGACACGAGAUUAUGAUGAACAUGGAACAGACUCUAGUGUAGAACCUCAUCAGUACUCUAAUGGAAAAAACAAGCAUCCUCCAAAAAGACUUGAUCCAGAGUACUGGAAGACCGCAAUUAGCUGUGUUUAUGUUUUCAUAGUGUUUGGCUUCACCUCGUUCAUAAUGGUUAUAGUACAUGAGAGAGUUCCAGAUAUGCAGACAUAUCCUCCACUGCCAGAUAUCUUCCUGGACAGUGUCCCUCGAAUCCCUUGGGCUUUUGCAAUGACGGAAAUGUGUGGAUUGGUCCUUUGUUACAUCUGGCUGCUCGUACUGCUUCUUCAUAAACACAGGUCAAUUCUGUUACGCCGCCUCUGUAGCUUAAUGGGCACUGUGUUUCUCUUGCGAUGCGUCACCAUGUUCGUCACAUCAUUGUCUGUCCCCGGGGAACACCUGCAGUGCUCUGGAAAGCUCUAUGAUAAUAUGUGGGCAAAACUUCAGCGUGCCUUCGCAAUUUGGAGUGGCUUCGGCAUGACACUAACUGGAGUACACACUUGUGGAGACUACAUGUUCAGUGGACAUACAGUGGUCCUCACUAUGCUGAACUUCUUUGUAACAGAAUACACACCUCGAAGCUGGAACUUCUUACACACUCUGUCCUGGGUCUUGAAUCUUUUUGGCAUCUUCUUCAUCUUGGCUGCGCACGAGCAUUACUCCAUUGAUGUGUUCAUUGCAUUUUACAUAACUACAAGACUGUUCCUUUAUUACCACACUUUAGCCAACACGCGUGCUUACCAACAGAGCAGGCGGGCACGCAUUUGGUUUCCCAUGUUCUCAUUCUUUGAAUGCAACGUUAAAGGACCUGUUCCUAAUGAAUACUGCUGGCCUUUCUCUAGGCCCAUCUUUCUGAAGAACAUAUUAGGCUAAAAAUAUUUGGCCUUAACAAAAUGUGGCCGUUUAAAUGUUUACAACUAAAACAAUGAUGUGAUAUGUUAUUUAUAGCAUUUCCACCUCCUAUAUCGUUUGGCUUACAAUGUGGGCAGGUACUUUGACGCAUGAUGCAUCUGUGUUGGCUGCAAAGCGUUCCCCUAAAAAGAACCACUGCGAUUAAUGAAGUAUAGGGAAAUGCAAAUGUUAAUAUACUUUAUAAUGAUGGUCUUGCACCAACACUUACAAUGAUUAGUACAAAAGUCUUAACCAUUUUGCUUUAGAAUAAUCUAUUUAUACCUGAGGAAGUAAAACUCACCAUUUUACUUUAGACACCUGUUGAAUGGUUAAUAAUAGAAAUUGCUUUAAACCUUAAA
Molecule: messenger RNA, 1640 nt
Organism: Nanorana parkeri
Lineage: Eukaryota; Metazoa; Chordata; Amphibia; Anura; Dicroglossidae
Gene: SAMD8
Product: sterile alpha motif domain containing 8
Exons: 5
Coding region: 22-1263 (413 amino acids)
Biological process (GO): ceramide biosynthetic process
Cellular component (GO): endoplasmic reticulum membrane; Golgi membrane
Molecular function (GO): ceramide cholinephosphotransferase activity; sphingomyelin synthase activity; protein binding
Source: RefSeq, a predicted model, not a curated record